AAUAGAUAACGUUCACUUACCUUUCUUGUUAAAAAGUAUUUGGAUUUGGUUUAUCUCACCAUGUGUUUUCUGUUUGCCCAGGUUUUUCUGUUCUUUUUUUCUCUGUUUAUGUGCAAAGCUGCCAGCAGCCCAUAGAAACAUGACCACCAAUAUGCUCCCCUUACACCCGUACUGGCCCAGGCACCUGAGACUGGACAACUUCGUGCCUAAUGACCUCCCGACUUGGCAUAUCCUGGUUGGCCUAUUCUCCUUCUCUGGGGUCCUAAUUGUGAUCACGUGGCUGUUGUCUAGCCGAGUUUCUGUUGUCCCACUUGGAACUGGGCGUCGACUGGCCCUGUGCUGGUUUGCUGUGUGCACAUUCAUUCACCUUGUGAUCGAGGGCUGGUUCUCUUUCUACCAUGAAAUCCUUCUCGAAGACCAAGCCUUCUUAUCCCAACUCUGGAAAGAAUAUUCCAAGGGAGACAGCCGAUAUAUCCUUAGUGAUGGCUUCAUCGUCUGUAUGGAGAGUGUCACAGCUUGUCUCUGGGGACCACUCAGCCUAUGGGUGGUGAUCGCCUUUCUCCGUCAUCAACCCUUCCGCUUUGUCCUACAGCUUGUGGUGUCUGUGGGCCAGAUAUACGGGGAUGUGCUGUACUUCCUGACCGAGCUCCGCGAUGGAUUCCAGCAUGGAGAGCUAGGUCACCCCCUUUAUUUCUGGUUCUACUUCGUUAUCAUGAAUGCCAUAUGGUUGGUGAUACCGGGCAUCCUUGUGUUUGAUGCCAUCAAGCAUCUCACAAACGCUCAGAGCAUGCUGGACAACAAAGUCAUGAAAAUUAAGAGCAAGCAUAACUAAAGAGACGGAGAGUGAGCUGAGACCUGUCUGAGGAGGCGCUCGCCCCGCUUACCAGAAGACUCGAAUCCUCCUCCUCCUCUUCCUCCUUCUCCUCGCACAGUUUGGAGGGUCAGAACUAUAGGAUUUGCCACACUCAAAGGGCCAGAGUCAGAAAAGGUAGGGAACAUGCGGAGCUACUGCCAGGGACCAUAGAGAAAGGAUGGAAGAGAAGAUGGGAAGUCCCUGAUGGUGGCAAUGCCCAAAACCAGGAAAUAAAACAUCUUUAACUAUA
Molecule: messenger RNA, 1103 nt
Organism: Rattus rattus (black rat)
Lineage: Eukaryota; Metazoa; Chordata; Mammalia; Rodentia; Muridae
Gene: Ebp
Product: EBP cholestenol delta-isomerase
Exons: 4
Coding region: 140-832 (230 amino acids)
Biological process (GO): cholesterol biosynthetic process
Cellular component (GO): membrane; endoplasmic reticulum
Molecular function (GO): steroid Delta-isomerase activity; C-8 sterol isomerase activity; cholestenol delta-isomerase activity
Source: RefSeq, a predicted model, not a curated record